GAGAGUCUCGUCCUUCUCCCCGCAUCAGGGAGCCCAACCCCAACCGCCACCGCUCCUCCUCCACCCAUGGGCUCGUCGGAGGCCGACGACGACCUGCUCCUCAAGAGCUUCCUCGCCGAGGUCAGCGAGGCCGAGCGAGACAACGAAGUCCUCAGAAUACUUGGUUGCUUCAAGUUAAAUCCUUUUGAGCAUCUUAAGUUGUCAUUUGAUUCUUCCCCAGAUGAGGUGAAGAAGCAAUAUAGGAAGUUGUCGUUGUUGGUCCAUCCUGACAAAUGCAAGCAUCCACAAGCACAAGAAGCUUUCGGAGCCCUGUCAAAGGCGCAACAGCUCCUACUUGAUCCACAGGAAAGAGGUUACAUUCUUGAUCAAGUUACUGCUGCAAAAGAAGAGCUGAGGGCAAAGAGGAAAAAGGAGUUGAGGAAAGACACUGCAUCCAAGAUAAAAUCCCAAGUAGAUGAGGGAAAAUACGAAGAUCAAUUUGAAAGGUCGGACGAAUUUCAUAAGCAGCUCAUAAUUAAAGUUCGUGAAAUUUUGACGGACAAAGAAUGGCGCCGGAGAAAAAUGCAGAUGAGGAUAUCAGAGGAAGAAGGAAGACUGAAGAAGGACGAGGAGGAAACGAAAGAAAUGUGGAAGAGAAAGAGAGAGCAUGAAGAGAAGUGGGAAGAGACCCGAGACAAACGAGUGUCUAGCUGGAGGGAUUUCAUGAAGACCGGAAAGAAGGCACGGAAAGGAGAACUUAAACCUCCAAGGCUUAAGACCGAAGAUCCGAACAAAUCUUAUGUUCAGAGGCCAGUAAAGCGUGGUUAAGAAGAAUGCUGAGAACAUUCUGGUGGCCAUUCUUGCGACCUGAUCCUAGCUACAGCCUAGAAAGGUUAUAUGUCGGGCUGUAAGCUUGAGUUAUGGUCUUCUGUGUUCACAAGUGUAGUUGGUGGGGCAGAACAGAUAAUUCUGAAGCAAAAUGGCCAUAUAUCACCUGCCUAGAGUGGUAUUUGGGACUAAUGUACUUGUUAGGCAGAACACUUGACAAUUGUUACAAAUUUAUGUUGAAAAAGAAAGACGCUGAUGUUGUUUGAAA
Lolium rigidum is the source of this 1075-nucleotide messenger RNA. RefSeq names its product J domain-containing protein spf31-like. NCBI's taxonomy places the organism in Eukaryota, Viridiplantae, Streptophyta, Magnoliopsida, Poales, Poaceae. The coding region runs from base 67 to 807 and encodes 246 amino acids. The transcript is spliced from 9 exons. The record is from RefSeq and is a predicted model, not a curated record.